Molecule: messenger RNA, 378 nt
Organism: Bipolaris sorokiniana ND90Pr
Lineage: Eukaryota; Fungi; Ascomycota; Dothideomycetes; Pleosporales; Pleosporaceae
Exons: 1
Coding region: 122-358 (78 amino acids)
Source: RefSeq, a predicted model, not a curated record
UAUGAACUGGCGAGACACGAAGGGGAUAGUGCAACCACCAUGUCCGGCACACUAACGCGCAAGCUAACGCCAAACCCGCUUACCAUGCCGCCCAAGUCACGAAACACGUUGUUGAUGGCGAAUGCCACGUGACGCGCUUCAACAUGCAACACCUGGCCUGACUCGCAACCCCCCAUUGGGCUUCAACAGGGCUGUCACUGUCCCCCCUUUGGAUACCAAUUGCACGGUUCAUGUCGAAAGUGUCUCAAGCUUUAUCUCUGGGGUCGGCCCGUCUAACGUCGGAGCGUUUUUUUCCUGCCUUUGCUCGCUCCCCUUCUUUGCUAAUUUUUUUAGCAAGAUUCGCAAAAGCUUCCUCUGAGGUGAUAUCACUGACAGGCC